Messenger RNA from Fulmarus glacialis (Northern fulmar), 1428 nucleotides. RefSeq names its product ectonucleoside triphosphate diphosphohydrolase 8 (gene ENTPD8). The record is from RefSeq and is a predicted model, not a curated record. Gene Ontology annotation, biological process: nucleoside diphosphate catabolic process. The coding region runs from base 1 to 1428 and encodes 475 amino acids. Gene Ontology annotation, cellular component: plasma membrane. Gene Ontology annotation, molecular function: UDP phosphatase activity; GDP phosphatase activity. NCBI's taxonomy places the organism in Eukaryota, Metazoa, Chordata, Aves, Procellariiformes, Procellariidae. The transcript has 9 exons.
AUGAUGUUCGCUAACAAGAAGCACUUCACCACUGCCAUCGUCGGGGCGCUGAUCGCACUCUCCAUCAUUGCCCUUGUUCUCAGCCUAGUGAAGAUUGAAGAUGUCACCCUCCCACCCACGGUCAAGUAUGGGAUGGUGUUUGAUGCAGGCUCAUCCCACACCUCUCUGUUUGUCUACGAGUGGGAUUCAGACAAGGAGAACGAUACCGGUGUGGUCAGCCAGACCUUGUCCUGUGAUGUCCAGGGGCAAGGCAUAUCAAGCUAUGCCAACGAUCCCCCGAAAGCCGGUAAUUCCCUAAGGGAGUGCCUGGAUAAAGCCCUCCUUCUUAGAGAACAGAACAGCUCUGCCGCAGACCGAGUCCUGGCCGAAGUUGCUAAAACUAUGCGAGAGUACCCUGUGGCUUUCAAAGGAGCUCGAAUCCUUACAGGAGAGGAGGAGGGGGCUUAUGGCUGGAUCACCAUCAACUACCUGCUGGAGUCCUUCACUAAGUACUCCCCCAAAGCACACACGUGGGUUCGUCCAGAGGCGGCCAACUUUUUUGGGGCGCUGGAUCUUGGAGGAGCAUCCACUCAAAUCAGCUUUAUGCCCGAAGGUUCAGUGAUAAACUGGAAUGAAGCCUCCAAGUUCACGCUGUACGGGUAUAACUACAACAUCUACACACACAGCUACCUCUGUUACGGGCAGAACGAGAUGCUGAAGCGACUGGCAAAGGAAUUAAUUGUGGAGUCGUCCUCCAGCACACGAGUCGAUCACCCUUGCUACCCAAAAGACUACAAUGAAACCGUCUUGCUGUCUUCCUUCCGUACCAGUCCCUGCACCAACCGGAGCGACCCACGCCUGACCCUCGGUGACAGGAACGUGACCCUGGAGGGCAGGGGCAAUGCCAGCGGGUGCCUGGCAGCCAUCAAGAAGCUGUUCAACUUCUCGGCGUGCGGCCAGAGCCAGGACUGCACCUUUGAUGGUGUCUACCAGCCCCGGGUCAGCGGGCAGUUCAUUGCCUUCUCUGCCUUUUACUAUAACUUCAAGUUUCUCAACCUGACCGAGGGGCAGUCGCUGGCUGCUGUCAAGGAGACCAUCGAGCAUUUCUGCACAAGAAGCUGGGAAGACCUGUCUUCUAGCUACCCCAAAGAGAAUCCUGAGCGACUGCCUAAAUACUGUGCUAAUGCCAACUACAUCCUCACACUCCUCCUCGAUGCCUACAAGUUCAACGAGACCAGCUGGAACAACAUCUUCUUCCAGAUGAAGGCGGGGAGCGCCGACGUCGGCUGGAUGCUGGGGUACAUGCUGAACGUCACCAACAUGAUCCCGGCGGAGGCUCCAGCGCGGGUGAAGGGGCACAUUCCUUCCCUGUGGGCUGCGGCUGUCGCCUUCAUCAUCCUCACCCUUGCCUUGGGGCUUGCUGCCCUGCUCCUGCUCUUGUGGGUGUAG